Messenger RNA from Musca vetustissima, 483 nucleotides. It is a transcript of the gene GIIIspla2, whose product is annotated as acidic phospholipase A2 PA4. The transcript is spliced from 2 exons. Gene Ontology annotation, biological process: arachidonate secretion; phospholipid metabolic process. The record is from RefSeq and is a predicted model, not a curated record. NCBI's taxonomy places the organism in Eukaryota, Metazoa, Arthropoda, Insecta, Diptera, Muscidae. Bases 1 to 483 code for a protein of 160 amino acids. Gene Ontology annotation, molecular function: A2-type glycerophospholipase activity.
AUGUCAAUAAGAGAGCAUCAAGAAAUCAUCGAAAAAUCAAAUACCGGCAGUCAUUUGCGACAACGUCGCGAAUUAACCGAUUGGCUAAUUGCCCCCAACACCAUCUGGUGUGGUCGUGGUAAUAAUGCCAACGAUACCUAUAAUAAUUUGGGUGGUGCUACGGCAGCGGAUAAAUGUUGCCGUAAACAUGAUCAUUGCAAGGUAUAUAUCCCAGCCAUGAGCAGCCGUUAUGGCGUCUUUAAUUAUCGUCCCUAUACACUGUCACAUUGUAAUUGUGAUCGCCGUUUUAGGACUUGCUUGAAAAUGGCCAAUGAUGAGGAUUCCAAAACGAUUGGAAAAUUCUUUUUCAAUAUUGUACAAAUGAAAUGUUUCACCUUGGAUAAGGAGAUCAGUUGUGAAGAACGUGGUGAUAAGGCGACAGGAGAAUGUUUAACGGAGCGUAUUAAAUAUAAGGCAUACGUUAGAAAUAAUAAGAAAUUUUAA